UUUCUGAUGCCUGUUACAGGUCUUCCUGCAAGCUGUUUUUCUCUAAUGAUCCGGUGAAGAUUGUGAAGGCAAAAGGCCAAUAUAUGUAUGAUGAGGAUGGAAGACAAUACCUUGACUGCAUAAACAACGUUGCUCACGUUGGGCACUGUCACCCCGAUAUAGUUAAAGCAGCCCAUGAACAGAAUCAAUUGUUAAAUACAAAUUCUCGCUAUCUUCAUGACAACUUGGUUGAUUAUGCAGAGAGACUUUCAAAAACGCUACCUGAGAAAUUAUGCAUCUUCUAUUUUUUGAAUUCUGGCUCUGAAGCUAACGAUCUUGCCCUGAGGUUGGCACGACAGUACACAAAACAUGAGGAUGUCAUCGUGUUAGAUCAUGCUUACCACGGACAUCUGACAUCUUUGAUUGACAUAAGCCCAUAUAAAUUCAGAAAUCUAGAAGGACAAAAGGAAUGGGUCCACGUGGCUCCUGUUCCAGACACAUACAGAGGACUUUACAGAGAAGACCACGAAGAUUCAGUGACAGCUUAUGCUGAUGAAGUGAAAAAUAUUAUUGAGCGUGCACAUAAGAGAGGCAGAAAGAUUGCUGCAUUUUUUGUUGAAUCUCUACCAAGCGUGGGAGGUCAAAUCAUUCCACCAGCAGGUUACUUUCAAAAGGUUGCACAGCAUGUGCAUAAGGCAGGAGCUGUAUUUAUUGCUGAUGAAAUUCAGGUUGGCUUUGGCAGAGUUGGGAAGCACUUUUGGGCAUUCCAGCUUCAGGGAGAAGACUUUAUACCUGACAUUGUCACUAUGGGGAAACCAAUAGGAAAUGGGCACCCUCUUGCCUGUGUGGCAACAACAAAGGAAAUUGCAGAAGCGUUUGCAGCCACAGGAGUGGAGUAUUUUAAUACAUUUGGUGGAAACCCUGUUUCAUGUGCGAUUGGAUUAGCUGUGUUAGAUGUGAUUGAGAAGGAACACCUUCAGGCUCACGCCACAGAGGUAGGCAACUUCUUGAUGAAGCUACUCAAGGAGCAGCAAACCAAGCAUCCCAUCAUUGGUGAUGUCAGGGGUUGUGGCUUAUUCAUUGGAGUGGACUUAAUCAAGGACCAAGCAGAAAGGACCCCAGCCCCAGCAGAAGCAGAGUAUCUGAUAACAAGACUUAAGGAAGAAUAUAUUCUACUGAGUACAGAUGGACCAGGAAGAAAUGUGCUGAAAUUCAAGCCCCCAAUGUGCUUCAAUAUGGAGGAUGCAAAAUUUGUUGUGGAAACAAUGGACAAGAUACUAACAGAUAUGGAAAAAGGACAUCUGAACCAACAGAAAACAUCUACUUGUUCUACCUGAGCAGGUUUCAAACAAGAUCUACUACUAAGAAACAUUAUUCUACUAUAAUAAUGCACAUUUAAUCUUCAUCCUAGCAUGUCUUAGAUCAGAUAAGUCACCUUUGAUUUUGUUAUUUUCAGUUAUCUUGUUUUUAGUAAAAUUUUUAGGAGAAAUAAAUUUUACAAGAGCUUGUCUCAA
Manacus vitellinus (golden-collared manakin) is the source of this 1493-nucleotide messenger RNA. RefSeq names its product 5-phosphohydroxy-L-lysine phospho-lyase. Lineage: Eukaryota; Metazoa; Chordata; Aves; Passeriformes; Pipridae. Gene Ontology annotation, molecular function: pyridoxal phosphate binding; transaminase activity. The coding region runs from base 84 to 1316 and encodes 410 amino acids. The record is from RefSeq and is a predicted model, not a curated record. Gene Ontology annotation, cellular component: mitochondrion. The transcript is spliced from 12 exons.